Molecule: messenger RNA, 1095 nt
Organism: Penicillium alfredii
Lineage: Eukaryota; Fungi; Ascomycota; Eurotiomycetes; Eurotiales; Aspergillaceae
Product: nucleic acid/nucleotide deaminase domain-containing protein
Exons: 2
Coding region: 1-1095 (364 amino acids)
Source: RefSeq, a predicted model, not a curated record
AUGGUCAAGGAGUCGACCUUUGCAGUUUUUCUGCACAACAUAAUUCGAAAAGUGUCUAGAUACAAAGAAGCCGCUCGACUGCUUUAUCGCAUUGCCAAAAAAUUCCCCCUUGUCCGAAACAUUGAGCUUCACGUCGCCAACCUUCCAAAAGAAGUUUUUGACCGACCUCACCACCCGGAAUACUCGCCUAUUCUUUCAGUGGUGCUCUGUCGUUUAGGGAAAAUAGAUGGCAAACAGUAUGACGUCUCUCAGAUCUCCCGAUUCUUAAGAAUUAUCCAGGAAGCCAAGAUCCACGCCAAGAUCCACGCCAAGAUCCAGCUGAUCGCCUACUGCGAAAUUCAGGAUAUUCCACUGUUCCCCCGAGCCAUCGCUUCCAGCAAGGACGCUUGUUUUCUAUGCCAUGCGUUCAUCCGUAGUCAGGGCAAGAUGUACAUAUCACACUCGCAUGGGAGAUUGUACCCUGGCUGGCAGCUGCCAAUGCUAUUGUCAUUUAAAAUGCUGGAGCCCCGAUUCAAUGAAGUUCUUCUGAACUAUGCUCGACAGACCGUUAAGACUCGACACAAAGGUCAAGUGGAUGCUCGACCCUACCCGAAUGUGAGUACUUUGCUUCCUAUGUUGGCUUCGGCAUCGACAAUGAGCUCUGUACAUGGCUCAGUCCGGAACAACACGGAAAGAACCACGUCGGUCCCUAGCGUUUCUCCAGGUCCCGGAAUCAUGAAAUUUGCAGUCUCAGAUGCAGGAUUAUUGGAGAGAAAGUACCUGUCUGUCGGCUCUGAACUACUUCGGUGCUGUGUUCAAACGCCUAGUGACCCGUCCACUGGUACCGUCAACCCGACGGCCUCAUCUCUGUUUUUCUCGGCCGGCCGCCUGCAUCUUUACUUCGAGAUAGAGAAUUCGACACUCGAAUUAGCAGCGCAGAGUCGUACCUACUCUAAUGAAAUUAUGACUGUCGACCAGACCACAAUGCUAUCAGUCGGAUCACUAAUAGUGGACGUCACGAAACUAGAGAGAGAGAUGACGUAUCGUCUCCCAGCUGACGGGACGUUCUGCCUUAUAGCUCACGGCGAUACCGUGAAGAUCGUGUGCAAACGAUGA